AUGGAGCAAAGAAAGAUAAACGUAAGAAAGGAUGAGUUUACGUUAGGUCCCUGGAAAUUGAUAUCAACAGAAGGAAGUAUACUCAAAUCGGCAUGUAGUCAACCUGAUAUUUGCCAAAAUCAAAGUAAAAAAUGUGAAUUAUGCACGAUAUUAGCCGCUAUCGACAUUCCUCUUCCGGAAAUGCUAUUUGCCAAUAAUUCUCUCAGGUUAGAGCAUCGAAACGGUUUUGGAAUUGAAUUUAAUCCGACAGAUGCUCUUAAAUUAGUUAAUAAUCAGAAGGAACAUAUUAAAGUUGCUUACGCUGAAGAAUGGCAAAAGAACAGAGUUUCCAGUGAAGAUCCGGUUAAUGAAACCGUUAAAAGGUUUGAUUGGACUUACUCUUCAAAGUAUAAAGGAACCCUCUUCGGUGAUGGAAUAAAAGCUUCCUCUACGACUCAGCGAAUUGACAUAGAAAAAUUAAAAGCCAAAGAGAAAAUUUAUCAUUAUAAAAGCAUAAUGCUAUUUGAAGAUGAAUUAGCAGAUAACGGCUGUGCGUGGAUGAAUGCGAAAGUGCGAGUCAUGCCAGGCUAUGUAUUUUUCCUAUUACGCUUCUUUUUGCGAGUGGAUAAUGUUCUAGCGCGAGUCUAUGACACCAGAUUAUAUCAUCAGGCGGAAACUAAUUAUAUGCUACGAGAAUUCUUAGCCAAGGAAUGCAAUUUACAACAAGUAAAGGUUCCGUCUCAUGUACUUUCAGAUCCAGCCGAAAUAGAUAAAUUUUUGACAGUUACUGAAGAGCAACUAGAAGUUGUUUCCCUUCCUAUACUUUAA
Trichoplax adhaerens is the source of this 807-nucleotide messenger RNA. RefSeq lists its product as uncharacterized. Gene Ontology annotation, biological process: TOR signaling. The record is from RefSeq and is a predicted model, not a curated record. NCBI's taxonomy places the organism in Eukaryota, Metazoa, Placozoa, Uniplacotomia, Trichoplacea, Trichoplacidae. Gene Ontology annotation, cellular component: cytosol. The coding region runs from base 1 to 807 and encodes 268 amino acids. The transcript is spliced from 7 exons.